This is a messenger RNA of Electrophorus electricus (electric eel), 1514 nucleotides long. RefSeq names its product calmodulin 1b (gene calm1b). Gene Ontology annotation, molecular function: calcium ion binding. NCBI's taxonomy places the organism in Eukaryota, Metazoa, Chordata, Actinopteri, Gymnotiformes, Gymnotidae. The record is from RefSeq and is a predicted model, not a curated record. Gene Ontology annotation, cellular component: myosin II complex.
UGAGCGCUUGAGUGGCGGAUGAAUACAUAUCCUUACACCCCAGGAGAGAGAUAGCGAGAGAGAAAACAACGCCAGUGGAUCUUGCACCCGGGGAAGGUCUAUCGUCUUUACUAGUGUUAUUGGUCUCUGUUUCAACAAACAUGGCUGACCAGCUAACAGAGGAGCAAAUUGCAGAGUUCAAGGAGGCUUUCUCCUUAUUCGACAAGGAUGGAGAUGGUACCAUCACAACCAAAGAGCUGGGUACAGUCAUGCGAUCACUGGGGCAGAACCCUACAGAGGCAGAGCUACAAGAUAUGAUUAACGAAGUCGAUGCAGAUGGCAAUGGAACUAUUGAUUUCCCAGAGUUCCUCACCAUGAUGGCCAGAAAGAUGAAGGAUACAGACAGUGAAGAGGAGAUCCGAGAGGCCUUCCGGGUGUUUGACAAGGAUGGUAAUGGCUACAUCAGCGCUGCAGAACUGCGUCACGUUAUGACGAACCUUGGAGAAAAGCUCACGGAUGAAGAGGUAGACGAGAUGAUCAGAGAAGCAGACAUCGAUGGAGACGGUCAGGUGAACUAUGAAGAAUUUGUACAGAUGAUGACCGCAAAGUGAAGUGUCCUGUCCUUCCUUGCCCUCUUAGAAGAAAACAAAAAUCAGUCAAAUGUUUUACUUACCUCUUGGGGAAAUAUACAUUUAUUCAUAAUGUUUCUGUACAGAAAAUAAUUGAAUGUUGAAAUAAAAUAUCCUUCUGUCCACACAAGGAAAAAAAAAAUCAAAUAUCUGCAUGAAAUGGUUAGUGAUCCUCUCCCCACAGAUCAAUCUAGCAUCAGUUAAUAAGAGUUAAAUAACUACCUAAAAUGGGAAACAAGCAUUUGAUGAACUUGUUAAGUUCCACUUGCCCUUGGUAAUGUUUGGGCUGGCCAUCUUUCUCUUUAUUGUCUGUUUUCUGUCCUUCAUGCAUGCACAUUGAGACUGGAGCUCCUGGAUCUGCCGGUCUGAGAGUGCUUUCCAAUGAAGUGUUGUCAUGUUUGUUUGUUUUGGGAUUUUUUGUAUCUUGAGAGGAACCUUGGAAAAACAGGUUCUCAUAUAAGCUGAUGGUGGAAUGGAAUUUUUAUUGUAUGGUGGGGAUAAUAAUAAACAAAAAAAUAAAUAAAAAGAAAAAAAUACAAAAAAUGACAAAAAAUCUUACACAUUUGGCAUGAGAUUCUCGUGGUUUUGUUUAUUUUAUUUCUUUUUUCCUUGUAUGAGCAUCUGUCUAGCCUCCCACUCCGGUUGAGGGCAAGCAGGUGUGUUGUGGAAGGUUGGCAGUAGUUGGGGUGAGCUUCAUCUUCUCAGUUUCUGCAUUUUGAAUGGUGAUGGCAUUUUGCUCCCUGAGCUUUAAGAGCAUACUGCAAUAGUCUCGGCUCAAGAGUUUGCCAUUGUUUAACUCAGUUCAGUUUGCAUUCAUUCCAAAUUGUACAUGCUUCCCUUUUAUUUUAUUUUAUUUUUUUUCCUUUUUUUUUUUUUUUUCAAAUAAAAAAAAUCCAUGAACUUGAA